AUGGCCUUCACUGCAAAUGAGAUGGGCCUGUCGGCGGGCAACGCAUUUGCCAACAACUUUCUCGUCUUCACCCAGGAUGGUGACGAGCCCAUGGUCGAAGGGGUGUGGCCGUCCGUCACGAUAGAGACCCGCAAGAAGAGAGCCCAUCGCAAGUCGAGGAAUGGAUGCGCGAAAGGUCAAGGUACGGUUCCCCAGGCCCUUCCUUCUAUGUCGUCUGCCGAUGCCAAAGGCCCCGCCUCUGGACUCCUGCAAAUGACAUAUCAUCAGUGUGACGAAAAGUCGCCUUGUGGACACUGCAUCAAGAGAGGCGAAACAUGUACACGGCCCAGGGUAGCGGCCAAGAAGAUCCUCUCCAUCCCGGAAGCCGGCACGGAAGACGUCCACCUCGACCACGGCAGCCCGUCUCCCAGCGCCGGUCCACACCCAGACGCGCCGGUCAACAUGCUGCACAUGGAGCUCUUCUACCACUUCGUCCAGCACACGGCCCCGACCCUGAGCUACCCCCAGAUAUCAUGGGAGGCUAUCCUCCCGCAAGCUGUCCAGAAAGAGUACCUCCUCAACGCCCUCCUCUCCGUCUCAGCCUCCCACCUCUCCACCCUGCACCCUUCAAGUCCGCACUACGCCCAGGCCUCCCUCUCCCACCUCUCGCAGGCGACCUCGGCCUUCCGCCACCGCCUCGCCGCCGCCGCCGCCGCCGCCGCCGCCACCGCGACCAUCGGCCCCGCCGACGCCGACGCCGACACCGACGCCCUCAUGGCCACCGCCGUCCUCGUCUACUACGCCACCUGGUCCGCCGCCCCGGACCCGACGAGCCCCUUCCUGCUCGCCACGGGCGCCCGGCAGAUCUUCCUCUCCGCCUGGCGGCACUUUGCGGCCUCGCUGCCCACCCGCACCCGCAGCAGCAGCAGCAGCAGUGGCACCGGCGGCGGAGCCUUCUCCCGCGUCAACGUCUUCGGCGACUGCCGCGUCGUCGAGCAGCUCUGCGACGCCCGCGGCGGGCGCUGGCGGCGCACGGCCCGGCGGCUGGCGGCGCUGUGGGACGACCCGCGGUACGCGCGCGACAGAAGCAGAAGCAGGAGCAGGAACAGCAAGGCUUUGGCAGCGAAGGAGGAGGAGGAGGAAGUGAGCCCCACGCCGCCGCCGCCGCCCAGCGUCGGCGCCUACACCGUGUGGAACACGAGCUCCCUGCGCGCGCUGGACCCGGCCGUGUCGGACGUCUUCCUCAGCAGCCUGUCCCUGCCCCCCAGCGCCGACGGCGAGGACAGCGACAGCGACAGCGCCAGCGCCGGCCUGCUCCUCCAGCGCGGCGCCUUCGAGCGCGUGGCGACCCGCGUAGCCGUGCUGACCGAGCUCGGCGCGCACCUCCCCCAGUCCGAGGGGCAAGGAUCAUCAUCACCACUACCAUCAUCAGGAUCAUUCCCCUGGGCCGACGUGGAGAGCUACAUCCUGUCCUCCCCCCUGCUCUGCUUCAGCGAGUCUCUCCCCCUGAUGCUGGCGGGCGACGCGCGCGCCCUGGUCCUGCUGCUGCACCAGGACGCCGCCGUGCGCGCCGUCCUCGCGCCCCGGGCCACGUGGUGGGCUCUGCGCCGGGCCGAGGCCAUGGAGCGCCGGGUCGGCGAGGAGCUGCGCGCGCGGGGCCUCGAGGUAGGUGUGCACCCGGAGGAAGGACGAGGUGACGUGAACCUAACUAACCAAAGUACGUGGGGACCAGUGCAAAGGGAAGGAGAGAGAGAGCUGGACCUGGAUCAAGAAAGUCUGUACUAUAUCUAUAUAUGUAUCUACUCUCUGUAUGAACGAAUCUGA
Molecule: messenger RNA, 1803 nt
Organism: Thyridium curvatum
Lineage: Eukaryota; Fungi; Ascomycota; Sordariomycetes; Thyridiales; Thyridiaceae
Exons: 3
Coding region: 1-1803 (600 amino acids)
Biological process (GO): regulation of transcription by RNA polymerase II
Molecular function (GO): DNA-binding transcription activator activity, RNA polymerase II-specific; zinc ion binding
Source: RefSeq, a predicted model, not a curated record